AUGGAGCUAGCUGCUCAUGAUGUCUCUGAUCUACCUGGGAGUAAAUCACAGCACCAGACGCCGACUCCUGUUCAUAACCUCCAACACAAGAAGGAAUCGUCACACAGGCAGAGUGAAGUUGAGUGUUACAGAUGUGGUGGAGAUCAUUACGCUACUAAAUGCAAGUUUAUUGAGGCAGAUUGUAGGCUGUGUGGAAAGAAGGGACACCUAGCCAGGGUAUGUCGCAGUCGAAAAGAGAAGCCACAGCAGCAGAGGAAUCAUCCUAAAGCCAAGACUGGGUACCCACCACAACCUCAGCAGAAUAACAGACAACACCCAACUCACAACCUGGACCACAAGUCACAUCCUCUUCUCAUGGGAGACUCUGACCAAGAGGACUACCCAUUGUUUACUUUGCCUUCUGCUGGAAACCUAUUGUUGUUUCA
Amphimedon queenslandica is the source of this 425-nucleotide messenger RNA. RefSeq lists its product as uncharacterized. The record is from RefSeq and is a predicted model, not a curated record. The annotation marks the transcript as partial. Gene Ontology annotation, molecular function: zinc ion binding; nucleic acid binding. NCBI's taxonomy places the organism in Eukaryota, Metazoa, Porifera, Demospongiae, Haplosclerida, Niphatidae. The transcript has a single exon.